AUAUAGUGUAAGAAGAUAUUUAAAAGACAGUUUCUUCUGGUUCUGUUUUCCACCAGCGACUGUUCGUUUCUAACGCCAUAAGACGUUUUUUAAGCAUGCAGAUCGCUGGCUAUUUCUGGAGCGAUGCGAAACGAGGAGUAUCCGGUUCCGGUAGCAUCUGGAUUUUGAGAGGUGUAAUCUCGAUCCUGGUAACAUUCACUCUGUUGAGUAAAGCAGAUGAUUGUCAACUUCGACCUGUGAUGCACGUGCUGAAGUUUCCAAACUGUCGUGUUCAUGUGAUCCCUUCAUUUGCCUGUCAAGGAACGUGUUCUUCUUAUGUAGAGGUUUCCGGAUCCAAGUUCUGGCAAGUGGAACGAUCGUGUAUGUGUUGUCAGGAGAUGGGAGAACGUGAGGCUGAGAUUACAAUUUUUUGCCCUAAUCCAAAAAAAUCUCCUUUCCGUAAGGUAAUUACCCGUGCCCCCGUGGAAUGCAUGUGUCGCCCCUGCACAGCAGUAGACGAUAAGUUAAUCCACCCGCAAGAGGUCGCUGAAAAACAAGUAAAACAAGAAUGAAGAAGUAUCUCUAGCUAACGAAAUCUUUGCUUAUAAAUCAGUAGUUUACCAAAGUUUGGUUAACAAUGAUUGUAAUGAGUGUUGAAUAAAACUGUAGCUUGUAUUACUACAGUUGUGUCUUC
Messenger RNA from Limulus polyphemus (Atlantic horseshoe crab), 673 nucleotides. RefSeq names its product bursicon-like. The record is from RefSeq and is a predicted model, not a curated record. The transcript has 3 exons. Lineage: Eukaryota; Metazoa; Arthropoda; Merostomata; Xiphosura; Limulidae. Gene Ontology annotation, biological process: animal organ morphogenesis. The coding region runs from base 96 to 551 and encodes 151 amino acids. Gene Ontology annotation, molecular function: BMP binding; receptor ligand activity.